Amphimedon queenslandica is the source of this 885-nucleotide messenger RNA. RefSeq names its product E3 ubiquitin-protein ligase MIB2-like. Gene Ontology annotation, molecular function: protein binding. The transcript is spliced from 5 exons. Bases 1 to 885 code for a protein of 294 amino acids. Lineage: Eukaryota; Metazoa; Porifera; Demospongiae; Haplosclerida; Niphatidae. The record is from RefSeq and is a predicted model, not a curated record.
AUGAAAAAGAAGAACAAAGAACUAUCUGAUAGAUUAGAUGGAGAAAAGAUCAAAUACCGUGCAUCACUUUCUGCUUCUAGUUUUAAUGACUCAGCUGCAAGCAGAGUAAGAAGAGGAAUGGCUCAAGAAAUUGAUGACUUGAAGUUUCAUUUUAAAGCAAUGAAUAGUCCAUUAGAAAAUACCAUAAAAGAAUUACAAGAAGAAAUAACGAUACUAAAUGAAAAAUUGGUUACAGAAAGACAACACAAGGAGCAGAUACAAAAUAAGAUAGAUGAAACAAAUAAGACAAUUGAAGAUAAAGUACAACCCUCUCAGGAAGUGACAGUGAAAUUAGAUGAUCUUCAGCAUGAAGCACAAUUAACUAGAAUACAGCUAUUAAAUUCAUUUAAGGAUGCCAAUUAUGAUGAUGCCAUUCGUUUCUUACCAUAUGUCAAGAACCACAAACACUUACGACAUCAAUUCACUAUUAUAGCUGCUUCGUAUCAAGUGGAAGCAAAUUUGCUUUAUAUGGCUUCAUGGAACGGCUGGUUAAGUAUCAUAAAAGAUCUCAUCACUAAAUAUAAUUGUAACUCACAAGAAGAAGAUAGUAAUGGGAAUACCUGUCUUCAUUAUGCUGCAAUGCGUAAUCAUGUUGAUGUGAUGAAGUAUCUUUUUACAGAACAUUCUGAUUUCAUGGCCAUCAAUAGGGAUGGGUGGACACCUCUUCACACUGCUGCUUUUUAUGGUCAUUCUCAAGCUGUUGAACAUUUAUUAUCAACUGGUAAGUGUGAUCCAUUAGCUAAAGACAAUCUGGGGUGGACACCAUUUAAACUAGCUAAGGAGUUUGGUUGCACAGAUACUUUAACUAUUUUGAAGAAGUUUGGUGGAAUUGAUUGCAAUAAAUAA